UAGUGCGGGUGCGACAUCGGCGGCUCACUGACCGCCGUGAAAACUCUCGCGAGUCGGGCGUGAAAACAGAAGAAAAGUGCGCUCGGAAUUCUCACGGGAAUGUGAUUGUUCGGAAACCCGAGAAAUCGUAUAUAUAUAUAUAUAUACAUAUAUAUAUAUAUAUAUACAUACAUACAUAUAUAUAUAUAUAUAUAUACGUGUUUCCGGAUACCAUUCUCUUGGACGUAAUCGAGAUGGGAUUAGACGAGUGGCGAUUGCACGGUACAGUUUAACAGAGCCCGAGUGAAAAUAAAAUGUGUGACGCGUGCAAUAGUGUACUUUAGUGGUACUAAACAAUAUGAUAACAUGGUGACAAAACUAUCUACGACUGUGUCGUCGGCCAAUAACAACGAAAGUGGCACCUUUAUCCCAGCAAGCCAAAGACCUGACGGUACCUGGCGUAAGCCAAGACGUGUAAAGGAUGGAUAUAUUCCUCAGGAGGAGGUUCCACUAUAUGAAAGCAAAGGGAAACAACUGAUAAAGAAACCUUUAUAUCCUGUGGGUGCCAGUCCGGAAUUUAUAGCGGAACAUAAAGCAAAACAAGAAGCUCUAGCAGCAAAAAACAAAGCAACACCUGGGACACAAGCGAAAACUCAAGAAGGGUCCAAAAAGAAGAAGAAGAAAAGCAAAUCUAAGGCUGGCGAAUCGAUUACCUUGAAGGCAUUAACCGAAGGACUGUCUAACAUGACGACCGCAGAGCCUGAAUUUCCUAAAGCUGUUCCAGCUCACAAUGAUAAGUCAUUGUACACUGCGAAACCAAUUAUAACAAACACUAUAAUUAAGGACAAUGCAGAGACUUCGCAAAAAGCAACAGCUGAUCCACAGAAGAGAUUAAAAAAUCUGCGCAAGAAAGUAAGAGAGAUCGAAGCAUUAGAGGAGAAAAUCAAAGCUGGCUCUCUGAAAAAUCCUGAAAAAGAAAUACUUGAUAAAGUGGCACGGAAAAUAGAGAUUUCUAAAGAAAUAAAAAGAUUAGAGGUUACUCUCAGUUAGGAACCCAACCUAUAGAACGCGAAUUUAUUAGUGCCAUCGGAUAACAUCCGAUUAUAAAAUCUUGUCAAUAAUAAACAUACAAAUUGUGUA
This is a messenger RNA of Dinoponera quadriceps, 1119 nucleotides long. It is a transcript of the gene Pym, whose product is annotated as partner of Y14 and mago. Gene Ontology annotation, cellular component: exon-exon junction complex; cytoplasm. The transcript is spliced from 4 exons. The coding region runs from base 346 to 1029 and encodes 227 amino acids. Lineage: Eukaryota; Metazoa; Arthropoda; Insecta; Hymenoptera; Formicidae. Gene Ontology annotation, biological process: exon-exon junction complex disassembly. The record is from RefSeq and is a predicted model, not a curated record. Gene Ontology annotation, molecular function: RNA binding.